Molecule: messenger RNA, 312 nt
Organism: Adineta steineri
Lineage: Eukaryota; Metazoa; Rotifera; Eurotatoria; Adinetida; Adinetidae
Source: the annotation of a GenBank genome assembly
AUGUCAUAUUACACUAGCAUAAGUCCAGAUUCACUCUUUAUUGUAUCUAGUGACGAUAAACAGUGGUGUCGAACAAUGUUGUCAAAUAGAAAUGAUGUGGUCGUAACUUCCGAUACUCAUUCGCCGUCAGAAGAUCUGGCUAUAUUAACAUUAUGUAAUGAUAGUUUAAUAACAACGGGAACAUACGGUUGGUGGGCUGGAUUUCUAACAAAUGGUCAAGUUAUCUACGAUAAAUCGUAUCCAAAACAAGGUAGUCUCCUUGCACGUAAUUGUCCGCAACAAGAUUAUUUUCCACCAUCGUUUAAACCCUAG